Micropterus dolomieu (smallmouth bass) is the source of this 523-nucleotide messenger RNA. Its product is annotated as isotocin-neurophysin IT 1-like. The transcript is spliced from 3 exons. Bases 1 to 468 code for a protein of 155 amino acids. Lineage: Eukaryota; Metazoa; Chordata; Actinopteri; Centrarchiformes; Centrarchidae. Gene Ontology annotation, cellular component: secretory granule; extracellular region. The record is from RefSeq and is a predicted model, not a curated record. Gene Ontology annotation, molecular function: neurohypophyseal hormone activity.
AUGACUGGAGCUGCUGUGUCCGUGUGCCUACUUUUUCUCCUGUCUGUAUGUUCAGCCUGUUACAUUUCUAACUGUCCUAUCGGUGGGAAGAGGUCCAUAAUGGAUGCACCACUGCGCAAGUGCAUGUCAUGUGGCCCCGGAGAGAGGGGCCGCUGCUUCGGCCCAAGUAUCUGCUGCGGGGAGGGCCUCGGCUGUCUGCUGGGCUCCCCAGAAACAGCUCACUGUGUGGAGGAGAACUACCUGCUCACCCCUUGCCAGUCAGGAGGGAGACCCUGUGGAUCUGAGGGCGGACGCUGCGCUGCUUCAGGGCUCUGCUGUGAUGCAGAAAGCUGCACUACAGACCAAUCCUGUCUCAAUGAGGAGGAAGGAGAUGACCAAACCAGCCUAUUGGAAGGCAGCGACCCCAGUGACAUCAUCCUCAGGCUCCUGCAUCUGGCUGGUCACACUUCUUCUCACCGAAUUCACUAAUGAGCUGCUCCUGCCACCAAGGUCUCAUGGGAAACUUUUCAGCUGUAUAGACAAA